UAAAUCCUCAACAGUUUGACAAUAAUUAAUUGGCGAAUAAUUAGCCACGAAAUGGGAACCCACGGAGCACAUCUGUUUUCUGAAAUUGACAAACUUCGUGUUCAACUGUUGAGAAACGUCCAAGUCGGGUCGGACUGCGAGGGGGCUGAAGGAGAAAUCAGUCACAGGGAAAUUUUGACGCGCAUUGAAGGUGUAAUUCUCGGGAUAGUGACCAGUCUGUCCGAAGAUGAGGCCCCUGUCCUGGCACUGCCCAACAGAUCCAGCUGGGCCAACGUCAAUUUUGACAGCGCCAUCGGGCUUCAGAUGAGUUCAAGGCGUUCUGUCACCGCCGUUAGGAGCGACUGUCCUUCAUCCGUCACUAAAUUUGCUCAAAUCCUCAAGAUCAUGUCGGUCAUCUACAGGCUCGUGCAGAGCGACUCGUAUGCGACAAAAAGGGACAUCUAUUACAAUAACACGCAGCUGUUUGGUUCACAGGCGACUGUUGAUAGUAUCGUAGAUGACAUAUCCUGCAUGCUGAAGAUCCCUCGCAGAUCGCUGCAUGUGUUGGCCACGUCCAAGGGAUUAAUCUCGGGUGAUCUGUGUUAUUUGGAGGAGGACGGCACGAGGAUCGACUGUCACUCCAGCUCUGCUGCUGUUUCAGUUUCGUCAAACAUCGGUGGGAUUAGAAAUAUUGUAUCAUCUGCGAAAUUUGUCAUGAUAGUUGAGAAGGACGCGACCUUCCAGAGGCUGCUGGAUGGCGACUUCUGCGCGAAGCUCUCUCCUUGCAUCAUGAUCACAGGUAAAGGCGUGCCAGAUGUGAACAGCAGGCUGAUGGUGAGAAAGAUUUGGGACGCGCUGCACAUCCCCAUCUUCGCCCUGGUGGAUGCUGACCCUCACGGCAUUGAAAUCAUGUGUAUCUACAAGUACGGAUCAGUGGCGAUGUCGUUUGAGGCCCAGAGUCUGACCGUCCCCAGCGUUAUGUGGCUAGGCCUCCUCCCCUCUGACCUCCAGAGGUUGCGAGUUCCAGAGGAAGCCUUGAUCCCAUUCACCAAGAGAGACGAAAGCAAACUGAACAGCCUCCUCAAAAGGCCGUACCUCACCGGCCAACCUGACUGGCAGAGAGAGAUGGAGCUGAUGCAGCAGAGUAAGGUCAAGGCUGAAAUCCAGUCCCUGGCAGCCAUAGCUCCUGACUUCCUCACCAGCAUCUACCUGCCCAACAAGCUGCGCUAUGGAGGCUGGGUAUGAGCACGAUGCUGACACUUAGUGGGCCAACAUGUGAACUGCUAAAACUCGUUGAACAACAAGAAGAGGGGAUGAAUGUAGCGUCACAUAAAGGACGGAUUAAAAUAUGAAUAUAAGUUUGGUUAGGAAUGUGUGUGUAUUACUGUUGCUAUUCAGGAUCAUAUUAAAAUACCUGAAUUAACACUGACAAGUCAAAACGUGUUUGGUCUUUAUAUUAUUGUUGGAGUUAAUUAUCAGAUGCUUGGAGCUACUAUUCAGAUUCACAUUCAGAAAGUAAUAUCUAUUCUAUCUAUAUUCAAAGUAGCUACUAUGCCAUAAAUGUUUUUACUAUUCAAACUUUCCGUGGAGGGUGUAAACAUGACUGUAUGAGCAAAGUGACUAAAGUGCAAAUGUAAAUAGGAAUUACAGUGAUUAUAUAUGUACAUGUUAUUCCAGAGGUAGUGUGGGUAAUAAAUAUAUAAA
Messenger RNA from Mugil cephalus (flathead mullet), 1683 nucleotides. RefSeq names its product SPO11 initiator of meiotic double stranded breaks (gene spo11). Gene Ontology annotation, molecular function: ATP binding; DNA topoisomerase type II (double strand cut, ATP-hydrolyzing) activity; DNA binding. The record is from RefSeq and is a predicted model, not a curated record. The transcript is spliced from 13 exons. Lineage: Eukaryota; Metazoa; Chordata; Actinopteri; Mugiliformes; Mugilidae. Gene Ontology annotation, cellular component: nuclear chromosome. Bases 52 to 1224 code for a protein of 390 amino acids. Gene Ontology annotation, biological process: meiotic DNA double-strand break formation; meiotic DNA double-strand break processing; reciprocal meiotic recombination.